CGGCCGGCCGAGGUGGGUCCGGAGCUCCGGGACACGGGGGGAGCGCACCGUGCGUCCUCCUCUUUCUGCGGGCCGAGGCAGAGCUGGGGUACGGUGCGGCGGAGGAGGGGGGGGCACCCAAAGCCGGACCCCCACCACCAUGCAUGGAGCCCCCCCCCUCCCAUCCCAACUCCCGGCGUGCCCUCGCCGCUUCUCCAGUGCUUCCAGCAGCCGCUGCUUGGGAAGCUCCUACCGGGGCAGGCGGGCAGAGGAGAGAGCGCUGGAAAUACCCGGGCCGGCCAUCGCGGGGAGCCGGGGCUGGGGGGGAGGCGGCCCCCAAGAGCCCCCCCCCCCAACCCCCCCCAGGAGGCGGGUGCUGCCGGCCGCCCUCCCCGGCGCUGCCUGCGCCCUCCCCUCUGAUCAUGUUGACAUAUUCACACGGCCCGGAGUACUAGUGAUGCUUUGCUGCAGCGUUACAGUUUCCGACACCUUCUUUUUAUAACUCGGCUCUGUCCCCCUUCCACUCGACCUGUCAAAACCACGCCUAUGGAGCCUCACAAUUGGUCCGAAAGCGUCAAAGAGCCAAUCAAGGAGGCUCCAGCUCCCUUGUAACCCACAACACAUCCAUACAAUCUGGUGCACGCAGAGCACAGACUCACAGGGAAUUCUCAGAGCUGAGAGGCUCCUUCUCCCUCUCUCCCUCUCUUUCUCUUUUCCUCUCUUUCUCUUCCCCCCCCCCCCCCCCCCUUCCUUUCUCUUUCCCUCUCUUUCUCCCUCUCUCCUUUGCUGGAGUGGUGCUGGAGAGGAGACAGGAGUAUAAUUAUUCCAGAUUUUUUUUAUUUUUAAGGUAGAGUGAAAGAGAAAGAGAAGGGAAAAAAAAUAAAGGAAAAGGAAAAGGAAGAGGGUGAGGGUGAAAGAAAGAAGAGAUCCUGAUGGAAAUCAGGGCACCCUGACCAGCUCCUUCUUGGAGAGGGGGGAAGGCGAGGCAAAACCGAGAUUUCCCUACAAGUUUUUCCUGCUGAAGGUUGCUCAGGAGCCUUCCUCGGCCGGCGAAGGGGGGGUGGGUUUGUUUUCUUCUCUCUGCUUUCCCUCCCUUCCCAGCCUCUGCUCUGCAGCCUGACCGUACGGAGGAAAGGUGGAGGGGUGGGGGGGAGGGGGGGGGAAGAGCCAGCCACCCAAAAAGAAAACCCAGCUUCGAGCCGUCACCCUCCGCCACGAAAGAAGAGACGGGGGAUCGAGACUCACAGAAAGAAGAAGAAGAAGAAAAAAAAAGGGGGAUCUCGGCUUGUCCAGCCCUUCUGCGGCAACAGGAGCAGACAGCGAACCCGGUGGAUUUUUCUUCCCCCCCCACCCCUUCCCUUCUUCGGCGUUUCUUUUCCAGUGCAAGGACUUCCACUCAGGACACACAUACACAAAAAGAGAAAGGCAAACCGCAGAGACCGAAGACAAAAAAAGCAGGACUAAUAAUGAACAAUCCUGUUAAUCCGCUGUCCCGAGGGCUGGGGAUGUGCCCCGGCUCGGGAAGUGGUAGGCUGUAGAAGUUCUGCCUCUCCCCCAUGUACUGUGCUGUCUAGAGCUUGUUUCCCCCCACCCUGUAUUUUUUUUUUUUUGGUGCUUUCUUGCUGUUAUUGUUAUUAUCUUAAUUUUUCUUCUUCAUGAUGUGCUGUUAGAAACCACUCCGGGACUACUCCAGCAGUAGGAAGACCGAGGAGUGGAGUGGAUGAAUAUACCGAUGAGAGAUCCAGUAAUCCCUGGGACAAGCAUGGCUUAUCAUCCUUUUUUACCGCACCGGGCACCGGACUUUGCCAUGAGCGCUGUGUUGGGACAUCAGCCUCCCUUCUUCCCGGCUCUGGCUUUGCCUCCCAACGGGGCGGCUGCUCUUUCCCUUCCCGGGGCUCUGGCUAAACCCAUCAUGGAUCAGUUAGUGGGGGCUGCAGAGACUGGUAUCCCCUUUUCUUCCCUGGGUCACCAGGCAGCAGCCCAUUUGAGGCCUUUAAAAACUCUGGAGCCAGAAGAAGAGGUGGAAGAUGAUCCGAAAGUGCAUCUGGAAGCCAAAGAACUUUGGGAGCAAUUCCAUAAAAGAGGCACGGAGAUGGUGAUUACCAAAUCGGGAAGGAGAAUGUUUCCUCCAUUUAAAGUGAGAUGCACUGGACUGGAUAAAAAGGCCAAGUACAUUUUAUUGAUGGAUAUUGUGGCGGCGGAUGAUUGUAGGUACAAAUUCCAUAAUUCCCGGUGGAUGGUAGCCGGGAAAGCUGACCCUGAAAUGCCAAAGAGAAUGUACAUCCACCCGGACAGCCCGGCCACCGGCGAACAAUGGAUGUCCAAAGUCGUCACCUUUCACAAGCUGAAGCUCACUAACAACAUCUCUGACAAGCACGGAUUUACCAUUUUAAACUCGAUGCACAAGUACCAGCCCCGGUUCCACAUCGUCCGAGCCAACGAUAUUCUCAAGCUUCCCUAUAGCACGUUCAGGACCUACGUUUUCCCGGAGACUGAAUUCAUCGCAGUGACCGCAUACCAGAAUGAUAAGAUCACUCAGUUAAAAAUUGACAACAAUCCCUUUGCCAAAGGUUUUCGGGACACCGGCAAUGGAAGGAGGGAAAAAAGGAAGCAGCUGACCCUGCAAUCCAUGCGGGUGUACGACGAGAGGCAGAAGAAGGAAAACCCCACCUCGGAUGAGUCCUCCAACGAGCAGACGGCCUUCAAGUGCUUCGCUCAGUCCUCCUGCCCCGCCGUACCUGCUGUCGGCACCUCCAGCCUCAAAGAUCUCUGUCCCAGCGAGGGAGACAGCGAUGCAGACAGCAAAGACGAUCCCUUGCUAGAAGCCAACGAGACGAGCAAAAUCAGCACGACCACAGCCACCACCCCAGCGCCCGCCAGCUCCGCCGCGGCUGCGGGAGACGACCCCCGGGAGAAGGGGGGCAGCCCCUCUAAAAGCCACUUCUUCCACAGUGACUCAGCGGGGAGUCGGAGCCGAGAGAGGACGGAGAAAGCCCCUCCGGACUCCCGGCACAGCCCGGCUACAAUCUCUUCCAGCACCCGGGGGGGAAGCCUGAGCAGCGAGGAACUGAAAAGCCCCCUCAGGGAUGGUCCCAAAGUAGAUGAGAACCGGCUGCUGGGCAAAGAACCCUUUGCCCCCCUCACUGUCCAGACCGACAGCACGGCCCACCUGAGCCAGGGACACUUGCAAAACCUCGGCUUUCCCCCUGCCCUGGCCGGCCAGCAGUUCUUCAACCCGCUGGGGAACGGGCAUCCGCUGCUGCUGCACCCGGGGCAGUUCGCCAUGGGGGGGGCUUUCUCCGGCAUGGCCGCCGGGAUGGGCCCCCUGCUUGCUACCGUCUCCGGGGCAUCCGCUGGUGUCUCGGGACUGGACAACACGGUCAUGGCCACUGCAGCGGCCCAGGGACUCUCGGGAGCAUCGGCGGCUGCUUUGCCUUUCCAUCUGCAGCAGCAUGUCCUGGCUUCUCAGGGCCUGGCCAUGUCUCCCUUCGGAAGCCUCUUCCCCUACCCCUACACCUACAUGGCAGCGGCGGCCGCCGCCUCCAGCGCCGCCUCCAGCUCGGUGCACCGGCACCCCUUCCUCAGCGCCGUGCGGCCGCGGCUCCGCUACAGCCCCUACCCGCUGCCUGUGCCCCUGCCCGACGGCAGCAGCCUCCUCACCACCGCCCUGCCCGGCCUGGCCGCCGGCUCCGGCGAGGGUAAAGCGGCUGGGCUGGCAGCCAGCCCCGGCUCCGUGCCCCUGGACUCCGCCUCAGACCUCACCAGCCGCUCGUCCACCCUCUCCUCCGGCUCCGUGUCCCUCUCCCCGAAACUGGGCGCCGACAAGGAGGCGGCCACCAGCGAACUGCAGAACAUCCAGCGCUUGGUCAGCGGGCUCGACCCCAAGCAGGACAGAUCCCGCAGCGGCUCCCCGUAACCCCCCCUUCCACCACCACCGCCUUCGGGAGCUCAUUUCAAAUCAGUCUCGCAGUGCACUUUGUUUGAAAGAAACCACAUCCUCCACCCCGCGAGUGUUUGGGUUUUGUUUCGUUGGGGGUUUUUUAACACCCCCCCCCCCCCCCCCUUUAUUUUGUCUUUUUCUUCCCCUUUAUU
Messenger RNA from Neopsephotus bourkii (Bourke's parrot), 4071 nucleotides. It is a transcript of the gene TBX3, whose product is annotated as T-box transcription factor 3. NCBI's taxonomy places the organism in Eukaryota, Metazoa, Chordata, Aves, Psittaciformes, Psittacidae. Gene Ontology annotation, cellular component: nucleus. Gene Ontology annotation, biological process: cell fate specification; central nervous system development; positive regulation of DNA-templated transcription. The record is from RefSeq and is a predicted model, not a curated record. Gene Ontology annotation, molecular function: DNA-binding transcription factor activity, RNA polymerase II-specific; RNA polymerase II cis-regulatory region sequence-specific DNA binding. Bases 1700 to 3895 code for a protein of 731 amino acids. The transcript is spliced from 7 exons.